Messenger RNA from Phlebotomus argentipes, 3035 nucleotides. Its product is annotated as colorectal mutant cancer protein. The record is from RefSeq and is a predicted model, not a curated record. The transcript is spliced from 5 exons. NCBI's taxonomy places the organism in Eukaryota, Metazoa, Arthropoda, Insecta, Diptera, Psychodidae. Bases 388 to 2532 code for a protein of 714 amino acids.
AAUCAAACUGGAUUUUAGUACACCCAGCUUUACCAUCAAGUGCCCAGAUGGCGUGCGUGCCGUUUAUUUUGUUUAUGGGACUUCCGUCAAAAAUCCGUGGCCAUAUUUUGCGUGAAAAUCUUUUAAUUCCCAUUUCCCUCAUCUAAAUGUUACUUUUAUUUGUGAAACAGUCCCUCUGUGGUUUUCACCGUCGCCACUUCACCGAAUUGUGCCUCGCGGUGAUGUGAAUCUACUUGCCCAAGUGUUCCGCGUAUUCGGUUUUAUUUUGUUUUCGUGGGCGGGGUAAGUGAUUGUGCUCCGCUGUGAAUUUUCUCCGAUUUUCACGCAAUUCCCGUGGCGUGAAGACGGCGAGAGAGUCACUGGUUGGCGGUGCGUUGCUGAGGAAAAAUGGAGGAGGAGGACCUGUCGCCGCAGAAGCAGUACACAAAGUUCUCCGAUGAUGAUCUCGUGAAUUUGUGCCAGCGGGCGAAUCUGGUCCGGUCCUACCACACGCCCCCUUGGGAUUUGAAGGCGCGGAACGAGCCUGAGAGCACCAUCAAGCAUGCCAAACACAGUGUCAAAGGUGUAGGAAAGAGCGUGUCCAACGGUCAGGAGUCUUGGGGUCGAGAUUCCGGCGCCAGAGACCUGUCCCCGGAAGUUCUGAGGGCGCCCACAUCCAGCGAGGCUGGCAGUCAGAUAACCGAGAGCGAAGUGGCGAACUGCUCAAUUGUGGAUCUAGCCAAUAAGUUCCACGCUUCCGCCAUGUCAGCUCUCAAGACAGAAGUCAUGGACCUCACGGAGAAGCUCAAGAGCGCCAUCAAGGGCCAGGAGACGCUGCAGAAGGAGCUCUCCGAUGCACUGGAGGACAAAGACCGCUCCCGAAGGCGGCUCGAGGUAAUAAGUUCAGCCCAUGAAAGCCGCCUGACUGAGAUGCAUUGUGUCAUCGUUGAGCUGAACAAGAAGCUGAAGCGCUACGAGGAGAGAUCAAUCCUCGAGGAACAGGAGCCCGAAGAAAGUGUGUCGGAAUUGAGUUUCCAGGAGGGUUCCGUGUACAAUUCAGAGCUCGAUGGCCAAGGUGGAGAGUAUGAGCUCACGGAUCAUCUGGAAGUGAAGUCUGAGCAACUGGAGAGGCUUACAAACUUAGACGAUCUGGGCCAAAUGCCACCUCAGACAUCGAGUUCUCAAUUGGAAAUGCUUCAGGAGGAAAUCCUACACUUGCGAGGUCAAGUGGCGCUUCUGCAGUCACAUUUGGCAUCCAGUGCCAAUCUGAAAAGUCUCGAGGUGGGAAAUUGUGACAGUCUGGAGCCACUUCAGGAGAAUCUUCCUACAAACCAAAGACUCCCGGCAAAGUUCAGUAAUCCUGAGUUAGCUAAGAAAUCCCCAAACUUUGGAACCUACAAUUCCAUGAAGAGCCAGAAGUUGCAGGAGUUCAGCAAUGGUCCACCGAUCGCCAAAGUGGCUGAGAGAGUGAAGCUGAGGAAGACGGCGGAGCGAAGUGGAACGAAUACUCCUGACAUGCUGGCUGAGGAUUUCCCGAUGAUGGCCGAACACCUCAUGGCGGAUCUGCUGCACGAUCCCAAGGCGGAGGGAGACGAGCUGGAAAACUUGCAGAUCUCGAAUAUCCUGGAGAUUGAGCGCCUACACAAUUGUAUAGAACACCUGAAGGCGCAGAACGCCCUGCUCUCGCUGACGCUCAACGAGAGCAAGUCUCACUGUGAUCAGCUGUAUCUGCUGUGCGGAAAAUACGAAUCCAAUGCCAUUGCUCUGCAGCAGGCGCUCAAUUUCAGCGAUCGCACCAUCGAGGCGUACGACGUGAUGCUGGCCCUCUUCGAGAGUCGCCUCGAUGUGCUGGAGAAUAAUCCGGCGGGCCAGAAGAAUCGCCAGGAUGCGGAAAAUGUUGCCCGUCAUUUGCUCAAUCACUUGGAGAGUGAGAAGAACCUUCCCGAUCACAGCCUGGGGCCCUGGCAAGACGCCUCUCUCAUCUACUCAUCCAGUGAUGACAAUUUGACCCCCUGGUCGAAGGAGGAUGACUUUCGUCUGCGUGAGCAUAUCUCCAAGUUGAAGGGCAACCGCGCUCGCGUCCAGAACACCACAGUUGUCCUGCAGUCGCCGUACUACUGCGAGGAGACUGGGGACUUCCAGGCGGCAAUGGUGGCGUCCAGUGUGGCCAAAGUGGCGCACGAGGAUAAGAGGACGAAUAUGGAAGUGGCGGUGCUGAUGCAGGAACUGAUGAACAUGCGUGAAGAUAUGACGGAGGUGAAGUUCCGCGCCGAGAUGUCCGAGAAGGAGAAACGAUACGCCGAGGAGAGCCUGAUGACUGUUCAGAAGGCACUGACGCAACUCCAGGCGCAGUUCACCCACAACGAAGCCCUCGUGUCCAAGUCCAACAGCGAGAAGCUGGCGUGCUCCGACACGGAGUACGUGGAGAACAUGGAGAGGGAACUGGUGCAGGCAUUCGCGCGGGAAUCGCGACUCAAGACCAGACUCCAGAGACUGGUGGAAAGCGUCACCACGGCUAUGAAGUCGUCUGAAGGGAAGAAGCCAUCGAAGUAGAGCACAGUAAAUUUUGCUGCAUUUCACACUACUUGAGUGGACAAAGAAGAAAACACCCUUUUAGCGAUAUGGAGAGAGAGAAACUACCUAAUGUAUAUUACAAAAGGAAAAAACACAAAAAAUAUCAUAGAAAGUGCAUUUCUGUUGCAAUUGUAAGACUUGAUAUUUAAGAAUGGUUCCCGAGACAAAACCCAGUAUUAUCUCACAAAAGGAAUGAAUUGUAUCAGAAGUGAGUUCCUAUCAUGUGGAAAAUGCAUUUGUAGGACCUUUUCGCGUGCAUAGGCUUUCGAAUAAGAGACAAAAAGGAAUAUAAAUAAAAAAAAAUCUAAUUUUGCAUUUAAAGCAGCUUGCACUGUGCGAGAUAAGAAAUUAUAUUGACAAGAAAAAAGUGUAAAACUCACGAGCAACUGACGAAGAAAGUGUUAUAGAAAAUAGCUUUUGUGAUGCAAGUCAAUAAUUGCCAUAUAAAUUAUUUGAGACCUACAAUAAAUGCUAAAAGUUAA